Molecule: messenger RNA, 553 nt
Organism: Mercurialis annua (annual mercury)
Lineage: Eukaryota; Viridiplantae; Streptophyta; Magnoliopsida; Malpighiales; Euphorbiaceae
Product: protein NUCLEAR FUSION DEFECTIVE 6, mitochondrial
Exons: 3
Coding region: 41-316 (91 amino acids)
Cellular component (GO): mitochondrion
Source: RefSeq, a predicted model, not a curated record
CUUCUUCUUUCUUCGAGAGAGUGAUUUGGUUUGGGUAAAAAUGGCGGCUAAUGGAGCAAGAAGAACCCUUCAAAUCCAUUUAUCUCUCAAAACCCUUUUGUCCAACUCAGCUCCAACAAAAGCUGCUGCCUUCAUUAAACCUUCCUCUUCUUCCCGAUUCUCUCCCCACAAACUUAGGCUUCCCCUCGAGCUGGGUGCUGCACAAUCCUUGCUGCCAAUGCAUAGCGUUACAGCCUCCGCCUUGUUAACCUCGUUGCUAUCGCUGCAUAACCACUCCUGGGGUUGUCUAUCUGAAGGAUUUGCAACACCUCUAUAACAUGGCCUGCUGUUGACUCCUUUUACGGCUACCAUCAAGAUAAUCAUCGGCAGAUGUUUCACCGAAUAUUUAUCUUCACAAUUAAACUAAGGUUUCGAACACGGAUUUGUUUAUUCGAGUGAUCUGAUAUUCACUGCAUUUUUUGAAGUUCUGAAAGAAAUACAAAGUUGCUGGAUAACCGGCUUGUUUACACUAGUAUAUUUUGUGACCAGUUGAUGCUGCUAUGUUUUGCUUUAA